AUGAAAUUCGAGGAGUAUAUUCCUGCCAUGACGGCUGUCACGGAUCCGAGGGAUGGUAGGAGAGUAGCCUUAAAAAAACUGCCGAACGUCUUUCAAAGUCUCGUGAGCAGCAAGCGAGUCUUCAGGGAGUUGAAAAUGCUUUGCUUCUUCAAACACGAUAACGUCCUUUCUGCGCUGGAUAUCCUUCAGCCGCCGCAUCUGGACUUCUUCCAAGAGAUAUACGUGAUCACCGAGCUGCUCCAGAGCGACUUGCACAAAAUCAUCGUGAGCCCACAGCAUCUCAGCCCGGACCACAUCAAGGUCUUCCUUUAUCAGAUCCUACGAGGCCUCAAGUACCUUCACUCGGCCCGAAUUCUCCACAGGGACAUUAAACCCGGGAACCUCUUAGUGAACAGCAAUUGCGUGCUAAAAAUCUGUGAUUUCGGGUUGGCCCGGGUGGCGGAACCCGACCAGAACGUCCACAUGACCCAGGAAGUGGUGACACAGUAUUAUCGCGCGCCGGAAAUCCUGAUGGGCGCGCGGCACUACACCGCCGCGGUGGACGUGUGGAGCGUCGGCUGCAUCUUCGGCGAGCUCCUACGCCGGCGGAUCCUCUUCCAGGCCCAAAGCCCCGUGCAACAGCUCGAGUUAAUCACGGAGCUGCUGGGUUCGCCCACUCUCGAGGAGAUGAGGUAUGCGUGCGAGGGCGCGAAGUCUCACAUGCUGAGAAGGGCGCAGAAGCCGCCGUCGCUCGCGACCCUGUAUAAUCUUAGCAGCCAGGCGACGCACGAGGCCGUCCACUUGCUCUGCCAGAUGCUAGUCUUCGAUCCUGACAAGAGGAUCACUGUGGUGGACGCCCUGGCGCAUCCUUAUCUGGACGAGGGUCGGCUUCGAUAUCAUUCGUGCAUGUGCACAUGCUGUUACACGACGAGCGCCGGCAUGAGACAGUACAGGGUGGAUUUCGAGCCAUCGGCCGCCCAUCCGUUCGACGAUCUCUGGGAGCGAAAGCUCACGAGCGUGCAGCAAGUGAAAGAGGAGAUGCACAAAUUUAUAGCGGAGCAGCUGAACACGUCGCGAGUGCCGCUCUGUAUAAAUCCGCAAUCCGCGGCGUUCAAGAGCUUCGCGAGCUCCACGGUGGCUCACCCCUCGGAAUUGCCACCCUCUCCACACCAGUGGGAAUAAAAAGUCUUCCCCCCGUGCCCGUCCCCGAGAUAGGACCGUCGGACUCGAGUCGGUGACGACGACUCCGUGUCGCGCCCCCCGCGAAGAAAGGAGGAUCUUCGCCAAUCGGAAGAUAGUAAAUCACCGAUAACAAGAAGAACGAAGAGGAGGGAGAGGAAGAAUGGAAAACGGGGAACUGGAAGCUGCGGAGAGAAGAGCCAAGAGAGACAAUAGACUGCCGCACACUGUAGCCUCAAUUUUCGAUUAGCUGAUACGUAUAUAUGCAUGGGACAUCGUGUAGGAAUGCGUAGAAAAAUGCGUAGGAAGUUUCGACUUUCGAAGAAUUUAUAUUCUUCGAUUUAUACCAGAAAUGCAAUUUUCAUAUUGACGUUAGAAAUUAUUCUAAUGACUUGUACCAUUUUUUUUAAGUUGAAAAUAUUUUUCGCAAUUGCUAAAUUGUUGUAAGUGUUAAAUGAAUACGUGAAUGAGUAUUUCCGACUUUCGUGUAAGAACAUAUUUCGAGAAACUUAAGAGAAGAUGGUCUUUCAGAUUUCCUCACAUUCUUCAAGAAUUGGAAGGUCUUUCAAUUUUUCCCUAGAGAUAUACGCCUCAAGGAAAUAGAAGAUUUCUUCCAUUUUCUUUUGAAAAUACAUUUUUGGCUACUCUUUUUCGGAUCUUCCUUUAACGAGCUAUCUCUCCGGAACUCUCAAUCAUAAUUUAAUCAAAAUCAAAAUAUUUAACAAAGUAAACAAUAAUUCUGUUUCGAUAUUUUAACUGAGAUUUAAUUUAUAUCUUAAAAAUUUUUUGAUAGAUUACUAAACUUUCUUUAAAUUUAUGGAAUAUCGUGAUUAUCUGUAUUCACAGAACUUUAGUAAUACUCACGAGAUCCGAAGAAAAUUCUAAGAAUCAAUAUUGACGACUAAAAAAUGAUUUAAAAGAAGAACAACAUCACAUGUACGUGUCAAAUAUUCUCCAAGGGAAGACUGACUUGGAAUUUUAUAAGAAAGCCAUAUCGUCGUUUUUCUACGCAUUUCGCCGCAUCCUGCAUGUAUAUAUAGCAAUAUAUUAUACGUAUUAUACAUUGUAUACACACACGAUCGAGGGGAGAGAUACAUUUACGUACACACAUAUACACGCGCGCGCGCGCACGUCUAUGCACACAUACACAUUAGCCAAUUUAAAACACAAAGUAGCCAAUUAAUUCCAAUAGAGAGCGGUGGGAGAGAUUCCCGAGGAUUGGAAUCGCGGGUACCGUGAAAGCGGGAGAGCGAAGGGGUGGGGAGGGUGAUAUAAUUAAUUAGCUAUUAAGUAAACGCGAGCGUCGAACAGACCGGGCCAGUCCUUUUUUUUCUUAGAUUUUACACACGUGUACAGGUCGCGCUGGCCAUUUUAUGAUCGAACACGCGCGCGAAUGCUCGCGCGCGCGAGAGGGGAAAGUGCCAGGAGAGAGGGGAAGGAGAAUUCUUGUCCUGAUCAAGGAUCCUCCGACGGCGAGAGAUAUUCCUAAUAAUGUCAGGCUGAACCGAAUCGUCCUCGAAAGAAUAUUCCUCGAGAACGUUUCCUCGCAUUGACGAGAUUAUAGCUCCGUAUCGAAUAGUUUUCGACAGGAGAUUUUGCUCGAGGAUGCUGCGAGACGUAAAAGGAUAGCUCUGAAUCGGCAAGAUAUCCCUCGAGUGUCGCUGCGAAUAGAUUUGUCCUUGAGAGAAUAUCUUCCGAGGACGUCGUCUCGGUAACAAUAAAAUUAUUAUUCCGAAUUGAGUAAACCUUAACAGGAUAUUUCUCGAGGAUAUCUCGGGAAGGAUAGCUCCAGGAUCCGGUCGACCUCGAUGAGAUAUCUCUGGAUGAUAGCCACGCGAGAACACUUGCGAGAAAAUUAAUCCUCGGUAAGAUACAUCGUUCAAGGAUUUCCGAGGAUGUCCGAAGAUCAGCAGAGUGCAAAGUCCCCCUUCGAAUUGUAUCGUCUUUGACGAGAUUAUGUUUGCGGAUUUGUAUCCGCGGAGCGCGAGAUAUUCAAUCGAGGAUAUUCGCACGAUUUGUUCUCUCUCCGGUUGGCGAAAACUCGAAAACUUUUCCGGAAAAGAAAAUUCCGUGUUUUCCUCUGAUCUUCUCGGUUUGCCGAAGCGAGAACUAAAUCUCGUGCGAACGAAUCGAUCAUCCGCGAGCGUUCAGACGCGGCUCUCGAUAAAUCGGCAACAAAUCGGCUACGAAGAGGAACCAAAGGAAAGGAGAAGAGAGAAGAGAAGAUCGACGUGUCGAAGAAGAAGUCGUCGUCAUCGAUCCUUCUUGAUGAAGCGAUAAAGUAGUGUUAGCGACUGUAGGGAUAAAAGGUGGUACUAUCGGCACUUUUCCUCUCUAGCGUUAGCAUUGGUAAUGAAGCAUUUGAUUCCAAUGAGCGUAUUAGCGUAUUCGCUGGAAAUAGAGACUAAUAAGUCCUAGAUUGAAGUUGUCCUUCCUGAAAUAGAGAAGGAUAAGGUAGAUGAAAAUUCGGAUAGACGCGCGAUGAAUGAAAAUGCGGUAGGGACGGGAAGUGUGGGAAUGUUACGGCGGCGAGUCGCAAACGCGGAUGUUAAGAUCGUAAAUUCACAAGGAAAACGUAAAUGAUUGUGUUAACGGAAUAGAAUGAAGGUUUCUGAGCGCUUUUGUUGGUUUCCGAAAACUUUACAUUCGGGGGGAAAAUUAGCGGAGCAGAUAGGCAAAUUGUUUACAGAGUGAUUUCGAAAGAAUGAGUUGACGACUAUAGGAAUUCGACGAAAGAACUGAAGACGAAGGAUCGGAAGGAUUCCGAAAGAAACGUGUUAAAGGAUCGUCGUUAACGCUCAAGUUGUUUUCGAUGAAAAUUAGUCGUAGGAACGAUGAGGCUCGGAGCUUUUAACGACUCUUCUGCGUUUACCGCGACAACUCGCUGCCUCGAUAGGACGAAAGGAACUCGGGUCCUGUUCCUUCGUAACUGUUCCCGAUCCCACGUUCGCUCGUUCUCGUCUUUUAAGAUCGAGUUCUCGAACGACGGGACUCCUUGGAUCUCAGACUAGGAAAUAAAAAGAGGAGUACGUCCUUUCGAAGGCAUGCGCGAGCCACGUGUACUGAUGUUCAACGACCUUCCUCGUCGCUGGCCGAUCUCGAAAAAUCUCGAGAAUUUCCGCGUCGAGAAAACGAUUUUCAUCCAUCUCGGCGACGAUAAUUUUUCCUCAUUUACCUCGCGAACGCGAGUUUUUCCUCGCGCGAUUGUAGAAUCGCGAUUUUUUCCAAUAAACGCACUGCCGACUUAUCGUGUGAACGCGAUGAUAUCGAUACGGAAAAAUGAAAGCGGAAGAGAGAGUGAGAGAGAAAUAUAUGAGGUAAAGAAUUAAAUGAAUAGAUAGCUAGAGAAAUAUAAGAGAAUAAAACGGAAGAAUGAAAAUCGGGGAUCAAAGCCGGCGUAAUUUUUUUAGAUUCGGCGUGAAACGGACUGCAAACGCGGAAGUCUGAAUCCAUUGAUUUUACGUCUGGUCUAAGUCUCCGGUGAGAAAGAUCUACGCGGAGGAUCGAGACGGAAGAGAAUGAUGGGUCGUUUCUAUGUGUGAAUAAGUAUCGGUAUUAUUUUUUAUUACGUUGUAAGCGCCACUGCCGUACGACAGUAAUUGGACACGCGAAUCCGAGCGAUUCGAGCGAAUUUCGAUAAUCGACGGUCUUUUGUUCAAGUCUGUGAUUGGAUGCUAACAAUAAAAAGUUUUAAACACAUAAUCAUUUACAAUCGAUUUGAUUUUUCUAAAAUCUUCUAAAUCUUAAAUCUCUUCUUCAAAUGAUUGUUAAAAGAAUUGGGAUCCUAUAGUGGCAGUAAUUACCGACAUUUAGUUAAAAGCAAACAACUUUUAAUUGGUUUUACGGAAUUGCAAAAUUUUUUACUGAAUUAAAGUACGCACAAAAAUGUAGAGGACUAGGGUUGGUUUUACAUCCAAAACGAAAAAAAAAUUACAAAUUUGGGCAUAUACAGCUGCCACUGACGACAAUAUCAAGAGACACGGUAGUGUCUCGUGCCAAGUAUACGCGGAGCAAGACCGACCGUGACUCUUUUACGCGACGC
Molecule: messenger RNA, 5200 nt
Organism: Temnothorax curvispinosus
Lineage: Eukaryota; Metazoa; Arthropoda; Insecta; Hymenoptera; Formicidae
Gene: nmo
Product: serine/threonine-protein kinase NLK
Exons: 10
Coding region: 1-1161 (386 amino acids)
Biological process (GO): intracellular signal transduction; protein phosphorylation
Cellular component (GO): nucleus; cytoplasm
Molecular function (GO): ATP binding; MAP kinase activity
Source: RefSeq, a predicted model, not a curated record